GGAGAAGGAGGAGGAAGAAAGUUCACUUCUUGCGGGUGAUUAACAGAUCUGAGCCCGUCGGUCAAUGGAUUCCUCCCCCGACGCCAGCGCGGCGCCGGCCUCCUACUGGUGCUACAGCUGCGACCGCUUCGUGCGCGCCGCGUCGCCGGCGGCCUCCGGCGGCGACGUCGCGUGCCCGGGCUGCGGCGGCGGGUUCCUCGAGGAGAUGGGCGGCCCCCCGCCCGCCCGCGCCGCCGCCUACCCCUACCUCCGCCGCCCGCGCGCGCACCACGCCAACGACCUGCGCCUCCGCCGCAGCCGCCGCUCCUCCACCCCCUCCUCCUCCUCCGCCGCCGCGCCGUUCAACCCGGUCAUCGUGCUCCGGCGCGCGGCGGCCGACGCCGCCCCCGACGCGCUCGCCGGCAGCAGCUUCGAGCUCUUCUACGACGACGGGGCGGGCUCGGGGCUGCGCCCGCUGCCCGACAGCAUGUCCGACUUCCUCAUGGGGUCCGGCUUCGAGCGGCUGCUCGGCCAGCUGGCCCAGAUCGAGGCGGGCGCUGUCACGCGCCCCCGCGAGACCCCGCCGGCGUCCAAGGCGGCCGUGGACUCCAUGCCCACCGUCCCCAUCGCCGCCGCCCACGUCCGCGCCGACUGCCACUGCGCCGUCUGCAAGGAGCCCUUCGAGCUCGGCGCCGAGGCCCGGGAGAUGCCCUGCGCGCACAUCUACCACGAGGACUGCAUCCUGCCCUGGCUCCAGCUCCGCAACUCCUGCCCCGUCUGCCGCCACGAGAUGCCCACCGACGCCGCCGCCACUGUGCAGGCACAUGCGGCCACCCACGAGGAGGAGACGACGGUGGGUCUCACCAUCUGGAGGCUCCCGGGAGGCGGGUUCGCCGUGGGGAGGUUCGCCGGCGGGAGGCGGCCCGAGGAGAGGGAGCUCCCGGUCGUGUACACGGAGAUGGACGGUGGGUUCAACGAUGGCGGCGCUCCCCGGAGGAUCUCGUGGGGCUCGCGGCAGAGCCGGUCAACGGAGACCAGCGCUGUCCGACGCGUUUUCCGGAGCAUGUUUGCGUGCUUUGGCCGUGGGAGCUCGUCGAGCUCUCAGGCCUCCUCUGCGCAGAUGAGGCCAGAUGAGAUGAAUGAGGGGUCGGAUCAUUCUGCAGUGUUCAGCCAGGGCUCGAGGAGCCGGAGCAUGAGCUGGAGGUUGGAAGAUGGCCACGCCGACGCCAUGGUGCAGAGAUAGUCCUCGACGGCGCGUGCCGCAGGAAAGGUUGUUGAUUGCUUCUGUUUCAUCUGGUUUUUAUGUACUUAUUAGAAGAAAGAAACACGACGAUUUGUAGAACAGGAUUGGUGUUGUACAUAGGAAGCAGCAUCUGCUGUAUUAGUUGCAGGGAGGAACAUGUUCACUCUGAUUCCAAGAUUGAGCAUUUGCCACUUAGACCAUGAAUUGUUUUGUUGGUGGCAAAUUGUAUGUUUGAUUGUCUUCGAUUCAUUCAAUUCAAUUCCAUGUGUCCUGGUGCUCAGAAUGUUGAUGGCCUCAA
Lolium rigidum is the source of this 1520-nucleotide messenger RNA. RefSeq names its product E3 ubiquitin-protein ligase RDUF2-like. The coding region runs from base 65 to 1222 and encodes 385 amino acids. Gene Ontology annotation, cellular component: cytoplasm. NCBI's taxonomy places the organism in Eukaryota, Viridiplantae, Streptophyta, Magnoliopsida, Poales, Poaceae. The record is from RefSeq and is a predicted model, not a curated record. Gene Ontology annotation, biological process: protein ubiquitination. Gene Ontology annotation, molecular function: ubiquitin protein ligase activity. The transcript has a single exon.